UAACAUUAAACGAGGAACGAAUAAUGUUCGACUGCUCAACUCCGCUGUAAUAAAUGAUUUUACAAUGCUCACCUACAGACAACCCUUGAAAGCUAGAGAUAGGUAUGAUCUGGAAAUUUAUACAAACCAAUCUCAGGCAGUUAUCUGGGCAGUAGGUCCAGUAAAUAGCCAGGGGGAGGUUUCCUAUCAUCAGAAGCGAAUUCGGGAUGAUUUAUUCGUUGAUUUUGGCCGAAUACCACAAUGGAACUGUCCUAUCGCCGGGAAACCGGCUCCUAAGAAGGAGCAGGUUCGCGGCGGUUCCCGCCCCACUCCGGCACCCGUCGCUAAACCCGCCAAGGCCUGGUUUAUACCACCGAUCCAGUGUUUUGAACCAGAGGAUGGAGUUUUCUUUGCUCAGAUUGGACCGACAGGCGGAGAUAGUGGAUACUCUUCUAUUACGGGUCAUGUAGGUUGGGGGAUUUCAUGGUACAUUAAUGGUUUGCUGAUUCCUGAAAUUCACGUGGUUCGUGGGAAAACCUAUACUUUUGUUGUAGAGGGGGGAGAUAACCCAGAAUUUGCUGGAGGUUAUCAUCCGUUUUAUAUAACUGAUGAUCCCGAGGGCGGAUAUGAAUAUAAAUCGGCGGAAGAACGGCGGAGUAUUAGAGUAUUUGCCGGUCUGGAGCAGAACCGGAGAGGAGAUGUUGUUCCAACUGCAACAGGUCGUCUUUGUGAGUGGAAGGAGGAUCCCCGUCAACCUGGGAGCCAAUUUACUUCUUUUGGAGCAUAUCAAAGAUCUCUCAGUCUAAACUGUCAAGAAGGUCAGCCCGGCAUAGUGCAGUGGAAACCUGACAGGCAUACACCAGACGUGGUUUAUUAUCAGUGCUUUACACACAGGUACCUUGGCUGGAAAAUCAUUGUUAAUGACGACUGCAAUACAUAGAGACUGGACUCCGCAGUUAGAAUUAUAUAAUUAUAUAAUUUUAUAAUUAUAUAAUCAUAUAAUUUUAUAAUAAUAUAAUACUAGAUUACAAGGAUAGGACAAUGUAUAAUUAGUUGUUGCAGCUCUGGAGCUUUUCAUGUUUUCAACAUGGAAAUUUUACAGCGUUAAAUUUAGAUUAAAUUCAAUUGCAUGCACGAAACGCGUCAAAAGCGUCCACCAUUUUUCCCUGAGGAGAAAUCCCCUAAUUUUUUUAAGCACCCACUGACCAUUUACGCUCAAAUGUUGUCAUGUAAAUUUUAAACAGGCUCCAGAAACUGUACAAUGUACUGUAACGUUUGUCAUAUCCAUGUAAUUUGGGAUUUUCAAGAUAUAAAUGUACUAGUUUUCUAAAAGUUUUCUAGUCAUUUGGGCAUUAUACGCAUUAGUGAUAGUAUAGUUAAACUAAAAUUCUAUGGGCAUUAAUACAAAAGGGUUGUAACUUGUAAGUUUAGACAAUGAUAUAAACAUUAUGGCAUUAAAUAACUGUAACGGGAAUGCAAUAUGACAUUUAUUUAUUUAUUUAUUCAAAAAUGUAUCAGAUUUAAACUGUAAAAAGUAA
This is a messenger RNA of Eurytemora carolleeae, 1517 nucleotides long. RefSeq names its product protein Skeletor, isoforms B/C (gene Skeletor). Lineage: Eukaryota; Metazoa; Arthropoda; Copepoda; Calanoida; Temoridae. The record is from RefSeq and is a predicted model, not a curated record.